AUCAGGCGGUGGUACGGGCAGCCCAGGAAAGCCGCCUCCGCGCACAGGCGAGGGGGUCCUUCGCAGGGUGUCUUCUGUCAGGUCCGACGUUCGCCCGCAGCAGAGGAGACGCUGAGAUUUCACAAUGACCUCCAUCUUGACUUGCACCUUUAAAAGCCUUCCCAGAACAUCAGAAUGGGCCCUGAGAUUUUCAAUAAGACAACUGAGUUGUUCUUCCCAGCUGCGAUCUGCCCCAGCUGUCGAGACCAAAUCAAAGAAGACUUUAGCCAAACCCAAUGUAAGGAAUAUUGUGGUGGUAGAAGGUGUUCGCACACCAUUUCUGCUGUCGGGCACAUCAUACAAAGACCUGAUGCCACACGAUUUGGCUAGAGCAGCACUUUCGGGGUUGUUGCAUCGAACCAAGAUCCCAAAGGAAGUUGUGGAUUAUAUUAUUUUUGGCACAGUUAUACAGGAAGUCAAAACAAGCAAUGUGGCUCGAGAGGCUGCCCUUGGAGCUGGGUUCUCAGACAAAACCCCUGCUCACACUGUCACCAUGGCCUGCAUCUCCGCCAACCAAGCCAUGACUACAGGUGUGGGGCUGAUUGCUUCUGGGCAGUACGAUGUGAUCGUGGCAGGCGGUGUGGAGUUGAUGUCUGAUGUUCCUAUUCGCCAUUCGAGGAAAAUGAGGAAGAUGAUGCUUGAUCUCAAUAAAGCCAAGACUCUGGGCCAGAGACUCUCUUUACUCUCCAAGUUCAGGUUGAAUUUCCUAUCACCUGAGCUCCCUGCAGUAGCUGAGUUCUCCACCAAUGAGACCAUGGGCCACUCUGCAGACCGGCUGGCUGCUGCCUUUUCUGUUUCGAGAACGGAACAGGAUGAGUAUGCUCUGCGCUCACACAACCUGGCCAAGAAGGCCCAAGAUGAGGGGCUGCUUUCUGAUGUUGUGCCCUUCAAAGUGCCAGGAAAAGAUACAGUUACCAAAGAUAAUGGCAUUCGUCCUUCCUCCCUGGAGCAGAUGGCCAAACUCAAGCCUGCAUUCAUCAAGCCCUAUGGCACUGUGACAGCUGCCAAUUCUUCUUUCCUGACUGAUGGUGCAUCAGCAAUGCUGAUUAUGUCGGAGGAGAAAGCCCUGGCCAUGGGUUACAAACCCAAGGCUUAUUUAAGGGAUUUUGUGUAUGUGUCUCAGGAUCCAAAAGAUCAACUCUUACUUGGACCUACGUAUGCAACUCCAAAAGUUCUAGAAAAGGCAGGGUUAACAAUGAAAGAUAUUGAUGCUUUUGAAUUUCACGAAGCUUUCUCAGGUCAGAUUUUGGCUAAUUUUAAAGCGAUGGAUUCUGAUUGGUUUGCACAAAACUACAUGGGGAGAAAAACCAAGGUUGGAUUGCCUCCACUGGAUAAGUUCAACAACUGGGGCGGGUCACUGUCCCUGGGACACCCGUUUGGAGCCACUGGUUGCCGGCUGGUCAUGGCAGCUGCUAACAGAUUACGGAAGGAUGGAGGCCAGUAUGGUUUGGUGGCUGCCUGUGCAGCAGGUGGGCAGGGCCAUGCCAUGAUAGUAGAAGCUUACCCGAAAUAAGUCAAGAAGAGGGGACUGGGAGUUUCUGCACAGCAAUUACGACGGGCGGUGCCAUAUCAAUUUACUAAGUGACAGCUUCUAAGUGUCCUUCUGCACUUCUCUAGGAAAACAAAACUUGUGGCCUUCUAUUAAAUUCUUUGCAAUUCAGUGUUACCAGUAUACUGAGCUCUUCAGUAAUCCUAGUUUAUGUCCUUUCAGGGACUUCUUACUCACCAAGUCUCACACAGCUAUAAGUUUAAGUGACUGUUCUACGUCUCUGUUCUAAAGGACUACUUGAGUAUGAGUUUGGAGAGUUUAGCUGAGGGUUGGAACCAUCUUUGUGACAUGUCUUACUUGUGUCCUAAGGAUUAGUUGUUUUUGCUAUAAAAUGCAAACCAACGUGCCUAAAAUAACCAAAUUAUGAGAAGAUAAUUUAGUUUAAACAGCAUUGAAAACUUACAGUAAUUGUUUAGAUACAUAAAUGCCAUGCUGAAUAAUCUUAAUAAAGUGGAGAAGUAUUGGAGAA
Molecule: messenger RNA, 2057 nt
Organism: Suncus etruscus (white-toothed pygmy shrew)
Lineage: Eukaryota; Metazoa; Chordata; Mammalia; Eulipotyphla; Soricidae
Gene: HADHB
Product: hydroxyacyl-CoA dehydrogenase trifunctional multienzyme complex subunit beta
Exons: 16
Coding region: 125-1552 (475 amino acids)
Biological process (GO): fatty acid beta-oxidation
Molecular function (GO): acyltransferase activity, transferring groups other than amino-acyl groups
Source: RefSeq, a predicted model, not a curated record